Messenger RNA from Tripterygium wilfordii, 2325 nucleotides. RefSeq lists its product as uncharacterized. Bases 283 to 2043 code for a protein of 586 amino acids. The transcript has 10 exons. The record is from RefSeq and is a predicted model, not a curated record. Gene Ontology annotation, biological process: vegetative to reproductive phase transition of meristem. Lineage: Eukaryota; Viridiplantae; Streptophyta; Magnoliopsida; Celastrales; Celastraceae.
GCGGUUGGUUCCAGCAAAAAGUAUGAUGAAACACGAGACGGGUGUCACUAUCUACAUGCCCCUUCUUCAUUGCUCGCCACGUUUAUCUCGGGACAAUCAAAUCCCGCCACGUAGUCCCCUCAAGAAUUAAAAACGCCGGCAAAACCAACAACACAGCUUCCGAGUUCCGAUUACUCUAUAACCCUCGAUGGAACCACAGAGCUUGCCUCAGAAAUCGUUUUUUGUUCCAUUACUUGCCUCCUAUCUUCGUAUAAAAUUACUUGUUAACCCUAGAGAGCUUCCAUGGAGGUGCCGAUAGGGUUUCUGGCGAAGCUGUGGAGCUUGUUGAGGUUUCUGCCUUUUUUUCUUUUGUUUUUGAUCCUCGGCCUCGUCAAAGCUGCACUAAUUGGACCAGUCGUGAUGGUAAUAAUUGGGAUUGGAAACUCAGCUGUGAUAAUUGGACUUUGGCCUGCACAUGUUAUCUGGACUUACUAUUGUGUGGCAAGAACCAAGAAACUAGGGCUGUUGCUAAAGAUUGUGGUGCUAGUAUUGUUGCCGUUUCCUCUGCUUCUUUGGCCGAUCAUUGGAAUUGUUGGUAGCUUUCUCGGUGGGAUAGGAUAUGGGUAUUUUGCUCCACUUAUUGCAACCUUUGAAGCUGCUGGACCGAAUUUUGCGCUGAAAUGUUACCACUGCUUUGCUGAUGGAUGCUUGUCCACUAUUAAAGGGAGUUGCACAGCAGUGUGGGACUUUACAGAUUUCUGUUUCCAUUCUUAUUUCUCCUACAUGGAUGAACUAAUUGAGAAAUUGUCGGUUGAUGAGAGGCCUAUGGAUAUUAAGUUGUCGAGGUUGCCAAGUUGCUUGUUGGUGAUCAUGAUUGGCAUGCCAGUGGAUGUACUUUUGAUAACAUCUGUAGCUUUGUGGAAAAGCCCCUACAUGCUGAUUAUAGGAUGGAAAAGGCUGUUUGAAGAUUUGAUUGGCAGAGAAGGUCCAUUUCUAGAAACUGUGUGUGUUCCAUUUGCUGGUCUUGCUAUCAUCUUAUGGCCAUUGGCGGUAGUGGGAGCAGUUUUAGGUGCCAUUAUCUCAAGCUUUUUUCUCGGACUUUACGGCACAGUUAUCGUCUAUCAGGAAGAUUCUCUCCUCAUGGGACUUGCCUAUGUCGUCUCUGUGAUUUCACUAUUUGAUGAAUAUGUUAAUGACUUACUUUACUUGAGGGAAGGAUCCUGCCUGCCAAGGCCAAAAUACCGUACAAACAUGGGCCCCAACCAUGAGCGACUAAUAUCAUGUGAGAAUGAUAACAAUGACUUGAAGGGCAGAAGAGAAGGCUCACUUGAUUUAAAACUAGUUUCAGAAAGGUCAAGAACAUUGAAGUGUGCAAUCCAGCAGUAUAAACCGGUGCAGGUGUGGGACUGGUUAUUUAAAUCCUGUGAAGUGAAUGGUAGGAUACUCCUCCGUGAUGGCCUGUUGAAUAUAAAGGAUGUCCAGGAAUGUAUCGUGAAAGGCGACUGUAAAAAGUUGGGCGUCAAACUCCCUGCUUGGUCAAUAAUGCAGUGUCUGCUGGUAUCAGCCAAGUUCAACUCAUAUGGUUUGGUGAUUGCUGAUGGUGUUGAGUUAACAAGGGCUAACGGGCCAAGGGAUAACUUGUUUGAGUGGUUCAUUGGACCCCUCUUGAUCAUGAAAGAGCAAAUAAAGAACCUUCAACUAAAUGAAGAUGAAGAGAAAUGCCUAAGAAAGCUAAUCAUGGAGGCCAAAAAUAAAACCCCCGAGGACUGGGAUGACACUAGAUUUCCUUCUAGUGAUAAUAUCAGGAGAGCACAGCUUCAAGCAAUAAUUAGAAGGUUGGAGGGAAUAGUGGCCUCGAUGUCCCGAUUUCCAACAUUUCGACGUCGCUUUAGGAAUUUAGUGAAGAUGCUGUAUAUAGAAGCGCUCCAGGCCAGUGCAUCAGCUAGUGAUAUUGCGGGAAUCUCAAAAUCCAAAAACGUCGUAAAAAACUUGAAUAGAAAAGGAACAGAUGUGGCAGCAAAUAAGGCGGGGGACGAAGCAAACAACAGUGAGGGUAUGGUGUAGAUGUGAAUCAUAGAGUUGAAAUUUCUCACAGGAUGUUGGGUUUGGCUGUGGAUACUCCGUACUCUGCAAGUCUUCUUGUAGAACAUGUCAGGGCAAAAGGAUUGCAUAAUGGAAGUCUGAUCAUCAAUGUGAAGGAACGGCCAUGCCCUUGUUUGCUGUCUCAUUCUCAUUUCAUAGGGUUGGUGCUCAGGAGUAAGAGCCAUACUUACACAUCUUCAGUGCUUACUGGUUAAUUGUGUAUUUGCUUCAGCUUGUCAGUACAAAAUAGCUCAUUUUCUACUA